AUGGAUGGAACCCUCAUCAACACUGAGGACAUCUAUACUGAGGCAGCUACAGAGACGCUUGCUCUUUACGGGAAAGGCCCUUUAACUUGGGACAUCAAGAUCGAUUUGCAAGGAAGACCAGGUCCUGAUGCUGCUCAGAAAGUGGUUGAGUUCUUUGAUUUGCAGGUCACUAAGGAAGAAUUCAUGAAGAAACUGUACGAGAUCCAGGACACUAAAUGGGAGCGCACGGCUUUCUUACCAGGGGCUUUAGAGUUGCUAGAGUAUCUUAAGAAACAUGAUAUUCCUAUUGGUUUGGCCACAAGCUCAAACACUGGCAAUUACGAAAAGAAGACAGCCCAUCUUGGAGGCAGUUUUGCUCUCUUCGAUGGCCACAUUGUAACUGGUGAUGACAAGAGAAUCCCACCUGGCCAAGGUAAGCCACAGCCUGAUAUCUGGUAUGCCUGUUUGAAAAGCAUUAAUGACGCCAGAGCAAAGAAGGGCCUUGAAGAGAUUAAGAUUGAGGAGUGUUUGAUCUUUGAAGACGGAAUCCCCGGUGUGAUCUCAGGAAAGAACGCUAACGGUUAUGUUAUCUGGAUUCCUCACCCAUUGGCUUUGAAAGAGCUCAAUGGCAAAGAAAAGGAAAUCAUUGGACAGGGAGGAGAAAUUAUUGAAAGUCUAGAGGAGUUCGACAAGGCCAAGUUUGGUCUUGAUAGGUGA
This is a messenger RNA of Candidozyma haemuli, 696 nucleotides long. RefSeq lists its product as uncharacterized. Gene Ontology annotation, molecular function: phosphatase activity. The transcript has a single exon. NCBI's taxonomy places the organism in Eukaryota, Fungi, Ascomycota, Pichiomycetes, Serinales, Metschnikowiaceae. The record is from RefSeq and is a predicted model, not a curated record. Bases 1 to 696 code for a protein of 231 amino acids.